Molecule: messenger RNA, 492 nt
Organism: Alternaria postmessia
Lineage: Eukaryota; Fungi; Ascomycota; Dothideomycetes; Pleosporales; Pleosporaceae
Exons: 1
Coding region: 1-492 (163 amino acids)
Source: RefSeq, a predicted model, not a curated record
AUGACGACCCAAGUCCGCAACCUCUUCCACCACCUACCUCCACCAGCGGAAUGUCUUGCGCUUUUCAUCGCAACCCUCGAAAUUGUGCCGUUUGGUAUAAUAGGCCUACGUGAUCCUUCCUUCUUCGCAGAUGGCUACGGUCUGCCCAUUUCACGCGAGUCCGACACGUCACCUGCAUCCGCAAAACGUUCCGGCAACAAUCAAAGCACGUACGAAGAAGAUCAGAAGACAAAAAAAGCUCUAGUCGCGGCUAUAGCAGCACGCAAUGUUCAAAAUGGCGUUCUUCUGGCAGUUUUCGGGCUGGUGCUGCGAGACAGGAGGAGUUUAGGUGUCGCAGUAAUGGCAGGAUUAGUUGCAACUGUCGCGGAUUCGGUAAUUGUCAGCGCGUAUGGAGCGAAAGACAAGAUUGCAGGUCAUUACGUUGGUGUUUUCAACAGCUUGGCGAUUGGAGGGAGCUUGCUAUACUGGGGCAGAAAUGAUCCGCUGUGGUAG